Dujonia railenensis is the source of this 957-nucleotide messenger RNA. NCBI's taxonomy places the organism in Eukaryota, Fungi, Ascomycota, Pichiomycetes, Serinales, Debaryomycetaceae. The record is from the annotation of a GenBank genome assembly.
AUGUCCGAUUCUAAUUACCUGUCUAAAACAGUGGCAGUUUCGCCCUUGGUUCUUUUAUCCGUGGUAGACCAUUAUAACAGGGUGGCCAAGGAUUCCAAAAAGAGAGUCGUUGGUGUUGUUCUUGGGGAGUCCUCGGUCAAUUCUGAUACAAUCAAAGUAACCAAUUCCUUUGCUAUACCAUUCGAAGAAGACGACAAGAACCCUGGAGUUUGGUUUUUGGAUCACAACUAUAUUGAAUCAAUGUGUGAAAUGUUCAAAAAGAUUAAUGCCAAAGAAAAAUUGCUUGGUUGGUAUCAUUCCGGACCCAAAUUGAGGUCUAGUGACUUGAAAAUCAACGAUGUUUUCAAGAAAUAUACUUCGAACCCAUUGUUGCUUAUCGUUGACGUGCAACCAAGAGAAGUUGGAAUCCCCACUGAUGCUUAUUUUGCAAUUGAAGAUAUUAAAAACGAUGGUUCUAGUGCGGAGAAGACUUUUAUUCAUGUUCAAUCAUCCAUUGAAGCUGAGGAAGCCGAAGAAAUUGGUGUGGAACACUUGUUAAGAGAUAUCAGAGACCAGGCGGCCGGUACCUUGCUGUUAAAGGUAACCCAGACUUAUCAAUCUUUGUUGGGAUUACACCAGAAGCUUAGAGAGAUUGCUAAUUACUUGGACAAAGUCUAUCACAAUAAGUUACCUAUAAAUCACGUAAUCUUGGGUAAGUUGCAAAAUGUAUUCAAUUUAUUGCCCAACUUAGCGAAUAAGGAUGAAAGUGAACCAACAAGUACUACUGUCAAGGAAGAAAGCGAGCUGAACCCAUUGGCAACUGCCUUCACAGUCAAGACUAAUGACGAACUCAUGAUGGUUUACGUCAGCACAUUAGUGAGAGCUAUCAUAGCAUUCCACGACUUAAUCGAGAAUAAGAUUGAGAAUAAGAAGCUUUACGAAAACGCCAACGAAGAAAAGUUAGAAUCGGAGGAUUAA